Molecule: messenger RNA, 978 nt
Organism: Fusarium sp. VM40
Lineage: Eukaryota; Fungi; Ascomycota; Sordariomycetes; Hypocreales; Nectriaceae
Source: the annotation of a GenBank genome assembly
AUGUCUAGGAAACGUACUCUAGAUGCCUUCUUCAGUCCUACAGUAAAGAAACCCAAAACACAAACAGGAACAAUCACUUCAGGUGAUACAAUCCCGGAUGAGACAACAUUCUCAGAGCACCAAUGCUACCCUCAUCCCAUAAAGAAUCUACCAGCCUAUCUAAGCAAGGAGCUGGCUACGCUCCCAGACCAGCCUGGAAGGGAAAUCAAUGACCAACCUGACAUGGAUCUUUUGUACUUUGAGCCAUUCAUCACGGCUCCUGUAUCUCGAAGACUCUUUGAGUUUCUUCGUACAGAACUGCCUUUUUACAGAGUCGAGUAUAAGAUCAAGCGUGGUGGUAUAGAGACCCAAAUACGAACGCCAAGAUGGACAACUGUUUUUGGUCUCGAUGAAACGUCCAAAUUUAACGACAAAGGUCUUCCUGAAGAUGCUAGCACGGGCUUAAGAGCAAUGGAUAAACGAUACGCCCAGUACCGUCCAAGGCCGAUCCCCAAAUGUCUCGAUGAGCUUCGCCGUAGGACUGAGUUGGCCACGGGCUGCAUGUACAACUUCUGUCUUGUGAAUUACUAUGCUUCCGGCUCAGACAGCAUCAGCUUCCACAGUGACGACGAACAGUUUCUAGGUCGCGACCCGGCCAUCGCUUCUUUCUCACUAGGAGCACGACGAGAUUUCCUUAUGAAGCAUAAACCGCCGCCCCCGAAUAGUGUGAACCCACCUGUCUUGAACUCGAAGCCACUCAAACUACCGCUCGGAAGCGGCGAUAUGGUGUUGAUGAGGGGAAGGACGCAAUCAAACUGGCUGCAUUCUAUACCGAAGCGCACAGGGAAGAACCAAGAAGACGGCGGAAGGAUCAACAUCACUUUUCGAAAGGCUAUGGUCAAGGGAGGAACAGAGAAUUACUACAACUAUAAUGUCGGGACCGGGCCGGUGUAUAGAUGGAACAAAGAGGCCCAAGAGAUGUUGGUAUGGAAAUCAUGA